AUGUGGUUUGGCACUAAGGAGUUGAUUUGGCUGUCACACUUGCUCGUUGAUCUCAAGGUUCCUUUCACUCCUCCUGCUUACCUUUAUUGUGACAAUGAUGCAGCUAUUUACAUUGCCAAUAACUCUGUCUAUCAUGAACGCACCAAACAUGUUGACAUUGAUUGCUACAAGUUUCGUGAAAACAUUGAUUCUGGCUUCCUGAAGACCAUGUUUGUUGCUUCUCAAGAUCAGUUGGCUGAUUGCCUCACGAAGCCGUUGCACCCUACGUUGUUCCAUAGCUUGAUUCGCAAGAUGGAAGUUUGCAACAUUUUUUAA
Molecule: messenger RNA, 315 nt
Organism: Microthlaspi erraticum
Lineage: Eukaryota; Viridiplantae; Streptophyta; Magnoliopsida; Brassicales; Brassicaceae
Source: the annotation of a GenBank genome assembly